Paramormyrops kingsleyae is the source of this 3760-nucleotide messenger RNA. Its product is annotated as LIM domain-containing protein 2-like. The record is from RefSeq and is a predicted model, not a curated record. NCBI's taxonomy places the organism in Eukaryota, Metazoa, Chordata, Actinopteri, Osteoglossiformes, Mormyridae.
CAAUGGCGAACAACAUCCUGCUGAUCAAAAAAAAAAGAGUACAAAAAAAAAAAAAAAGGGAUCGAGCAAGUCUAAGAAAUUGAUUCAUUUGAGUGGCGAGCCCUGCCGGAAAAACACAGAGGGAAGCGGAUCGAGUGGAGCAUACGAGGCGGACUGGGGCACCGUAUUGUUUUUAUACAGACUACCUGCCUUGAUAAGGACACACAGAUGGACGACCGGACCACCCCAGAGGACAAACCUGUGCAACGCUCCAAGUCCUUCAGCUUUAAGACCCAGAAGGAGAUAUGCUCGUCCUGCAAGAAGACUGUCUACCCCAUGGAGAGACUGGUGGCAGACAAGCUGAUCUUUCACACGACCUGUUUCUGCUGCAAGCACUGCAACACCAAGCUGAGCCUGGGGUCCUAUGCAGCGCUGGAGGGCGAAUUCUACUGCAAGCCUCACUACCAGCAGCUGUUCAAGAGCAAGGGCAACUACGACGAAGGCUUCGGCCGCCGGCAGCACAAAGAGCUGUGGGCCGCCAAGGAGGCCGACGGGGUCACGAAGUCCGCGUAGCCCCGCCCACCAGAGGCCCGCCCACACCACUCACAUUCCGAGAUGCAGGGACACGCCCCUUUACGGGGCCCGCCUGUCAUUCCAAACUACUUAGCUUCAUACAAUCUGUCGUUUAUUUAAAAAGGAAGACAAAAAAACAUUAAUAACUAAGGUUCUUUUAAAACAGCCUUUAAUUUUUGCAUUUUAAUGUAGUAUCUCAAAAGGGGUACGAAUGCGAUUACGUCGUACUUCUGCCUGGCAGUUUUCCUUCAUUUUGUACUUUCGGAAACUCGUUUUGCUCAGGUGACCCCUGCUGGAGUAUCAGCUGGUCAGUAAGGUUCACGCCAGCAGAAGGUUCCGUAAUCUUGGGAUAUUUUUAGCCACCUUUUUUUUUUUUCCCUUUCAUUUGUCUUUUUUUUUUUUUUUUUUUAACUCUGCCUAUCCCCAUUGUGUAAACAGCGCAGAAUUUUUACAGUGACACAUCUGGCCAGGGUACCAGAAUCAGGGUCUCCCCCUGUCUGUCCUCUUGCUCCCUUACUAAGAAGCAAUUUUUGUCUUAUGGGCAAAACGGCCAACAAGCAACCUGCAAUGACGAAAUGGGUUCGUGUUUUCCCCCGCAUGAUUGAAUCUAUUAGGGGUAGGUGGUCUUAAUCUUCCAUAUCGCCACACGGGAGAACACUGUUCUUCAUUUCUUUUUCCUUGGGGGGGGGGGGGGGGGGUUAUAUUGCCAUCUGAUGGGGGUCAUUAGCUGUGAAGUUUAAUCUCUCAACAUGCUGGACAUCUUUGUGGUUCGUAGUAUCGUUGUGUUAGAAAUACAUUUCUAAAAGGAAUAUGAAGGCACUGUAGUCUGCUUAGUGAAUGUACUGUACUAAAAAGGACUGGCGUCCUACAAAAUGGGGCCCAUCCAUUUUCUUUUGCCGAGGAAGAGACGGGGACUGACCUUUUAUCACUGUGACAGUCCCCUUUUUAAUUUUCUUGUAUCCCCUCCCCCUCCAUUAGACUGCAAACUUGGCACUUAAUUUACAGUUGUGAGGGAAAAGUUCGUGAACCACUUGGAAUUUGGAAUCAUUGCCUCUUAAACCAAUAAAUGAAACGGUUUAACUGAAUUGGAAAGAUGGUUUAAACUGUUACGGAAAAGUGUGUGAACUUGUAUUUAGUUACUAGUGGCAGUUCUGUUAUUUGCAAUAUCCUUAACGGAAUACUUUAUGCUCAUCCGACGUACAUAGUUGUCGGUAUUUUGGUCAUUUACGUAUGUAAAACUGUUGCUGCAUUAUGUGUGGGCAGGUCAAAUGCAUGCCUAACCUCGUUUACCUUCUAUUCAGGUCGUUAUCCAAGAGGUUCACAUUAUCUGCAGAAAUCUAGAUUAUUCCAGGGUUCAUUAAUUUUUUCACAAAGUUGUGCUGUGCUCUAGACAAACCUGGACAUACCCAGCCGUACCGCACAUUCUGAUGAUAGGUAAAGGAGUUUGCCGACUCCUUUGUCUCCUACCUCGAAUAUUUCCCAGAACUUCUCAGGUUAAAGUUUUGGUACAUGUUAGGGCUGCAAUACAACACCAUCAGCCAACAGAUUUCCAAAAAAUAAUAAUCAGUAUUUUGGUCUAUUUCACCGAUCGAAUGGAAUUGCGAUACUCACGUUUUAAUUUUUGUUUUAAUUUCCUGUUUUUGACCACGAAUAAUUAAGGCUGUUUCCUUAUUUACUGUAAACGCAGGGUGAAAAUCCAACAGUGAAACAAAACUACGGCACAUGUUGAACAUGUGAAGUGAUAAGUCGAGUAUUUUAAUUGCCACAGUGCUAAACUCUGCUAAUCGGCGUUACGGAAACUUGGGACUUGUGUGGCUUUAUGUGGUAAUUGUUUAAAAUUGCUGGCAAUUUCAGAUAAGCGCGGGAAAGUGCACCACCUGCUGGAUUGGAAUGAAACUGCAGACGUACAGUCCCUUGGAUAAUGGUAAUCGAAUAUCCAAGCUGUUGAAACCCAUAAUCAGGGGCAGAUUAACGCACAGGCUAGAUAUGGCUUAAGCCUAGGGGCCCCACGUGCGCCAACCUGCAAGGGGGCCCCCAUUGGCGCGGAGGGGGGCGGGGUUGGGGGGCCCACAGACCACUGUAGCCUAGGGGCCUCUGUGCACCUUAAUCCGCCCCUGCCCAUAAUGCAUAGUUUUGUGGUGACAAAUAUGACUUGGAUCAGAUAUAUAAACAUAUAUUGGCAUUUGGAAGCGGUGGAAGGGUCCAAUGGUACAUAUGGGUACAACAGCUGGUGCGAUCAAAAUGUACAAUAAGCCAAGUGCAAAAAUGACAUUUCAUGGGCAUGGAUGUGACAUCACACGGAUUCCAGCCUCUGCAGCACUAUGUCCAGCGUUUCCAGUCAAACCGGUCCAAGCACAGUUUGUGGCGAUUUCUGUUUCUGAAUGCAAAAUAUGACCACAACCUGUUGUACAAGGCAUGACAUAGUGUUGACGGUUAAAUUCCAGUGUCCCCCGCAUUACUGACCCACUGCGUUUAUCAUAUUGACAUAAACAAUAACAAAGAUUCAAAUACAGGGCCUUUCUACAUAGCUGUUUCACCUCUGCGUGGCGGAGGUUAUGUCAAGUCAGCCGCAUUGAAAACUGCAUUUUUAAGAGUUCUGUAAAUACUUCGGAGGCAGGCAGGGUGUUUGGGUUUAUUUUUUUGCCCUUUUUUUAAGUAUUCCUCCCUCUCAGACUGAUACAGCACGUUCACCUUACAUUCUGAUAUCCUGCGUAUUUGCUAGCCGAUGUAUGGCCCCAAGCCUCUUCUGGGAUGAUGCCUCCUCCUCAUUCGAAAAGGUACACGUGUCCCUCCACAGUGGUACCAAAAAUGUAUGUUUUAAUAAAGGCGACAAAUAAACAGAUGUAUCUAGUUAAAGUUGACAUUAAAUAUUUUUUUAUAUCGUUAUUUUUUUUAAAUGCACGCUGUGUUUUCAGGGAGUGGUGACAAACUGUGAGCCUUUCAUAAAAGUGUAUCGUAUAAACUUGAGCUGUGGAAUGAUGUGGCCUUACAGUACACAGUCAUGGCUUUUUUGGGUUUGUGUACUUUCUUGUAUUUUACUCAAGCUGAAUUGUGUAGAGGAAAAAAAAACAAGCAUAAUGUGAAAUGUUGUUUCUUGUGUUUUUUUUUUCUCUCACCUCCCUUUCCACAUGAUCAUAUGAUGUCCUGUGGCUAUUCAUUUUGUGUUUAUUUUGUACACGUUUGAAAAAAAUAAAAUUCCAAUAGAGAA